AGGUGUGGGAAAUUUCAUUUAAAUAGAUUGUUUUUACCCAAUCAUGCAGCAUUAUUCGUUGGAAUAUAACUAAAUAGAAAAAGAUGGCGGAAGAUCAGCAACAACUCGAAGGCGAAAAGUUGAUUAUGGAUCUUGCUUGGGAGCGCCAGCAGAAAAAGACAUUUACUGCUUGGUGCAAUUCCCAUCUAAGAAAACGUAAACUAAAUAUCGAAGAAAUUGACCAAGAUUUUCGAAGCGGAUUGAAGCUUUUGGCUUUAUUGGAGAUUAUUUCUGAUGAAAAAUUGGGGAAGCCAGAGAAAGGGAAAAUGCGUGUCCAUCAUGUUUCUAACGUGAACAUGGCCCUCAACUUUAUUAAAAGUCAAGGCGUCAGGCUUGUUGGAAUAGGAGCUGAAGAAAUUGUCGACGGAAACCUGAAGAUGACUCUUGGCAUGAUCUGGACUGUGAUUUUGCGUUUCAGCAUUCAGGACAUUUCUGUUGAAGAAUCGUCUGCUAAGGAAGGUCUCUUGCUAUGGUGUCAGAAGAAAACCGCACCUUACAAGAAUGUAAAAGUGCAAAACUUUCAUAUGAGUUGGAAAGAUGGAUUGGCAUUUUGUGCUCUUAUACAUAGACAUCGUCCUGAUUUGAUUCCAAACUACGAGUCACUCUCAAAGGAAGACCCUCGCAGAAAUCUUGAAACUGCUUUCGAAGUUGCUGAGAAACAUUUGGACAUUCCUAGAAUGUUGGAUCCAGAAGAUUUGAUCGACAUUGCUAAACCCGAUGAAAGAGCUGUCAUGACGUAUGUCUCCUGCUAUUAUCAUGCAUUCUCUGGAGCUCAGAAGGCUGAACAAGCAGCAAACAGGAUCAACCAAGCUCUGAGAGCUCAUCAAGAGAAUGAAGAACUUAUGGACAAAUAUGAGAAGCUGGCCAGUGAUCUUCUCGAAUGGAUUGAAAAUACUAAACCCACUCUCGAAAAUAGAACAUCUGACAACACGAUGGAAGAUCUUCAAAAGAAAUUAGAGGAUUUUAGAGAUUACAGAAGAACACAGAAACCCCCAAAGGCCGAGGAAAAAGGCCAGCUAGAAAGUAUUUUCAACACUUUGCAAACUAAGCUCAGACUGAGUAAUAGACCUGCUUACAUGCCAUCAGAAGGGAAACUGGUUUCGGACAUUGCAUCAGCGUGGAAAGGACUUGAAGGCGCGGAGAAAGGAUAUGAGGAAUGGCUGCUGUCAGAAAUGAGAAGAUUGGAAAGUUUAGAACAUCUUGCUAAAAAAUUCCAUCAUCGUGUAGCUGUCCAUAAAGGAUGGGCUGAAGGGAAACACGAAGUGCUGAACAGUGACGAUUAUAAAGAAUGUACUCUGCAGCAAUGCAAGGCUUUGCUGAAGAAACAUGAAGCAUUUGAGAGCGACUAUGCAGCUCAUAGCGAACGAGUUGAACAGAUCGAUAAAAUUGCUGAGGAGCUCAAUAAACUCCACUACUAUGAUGCUGACACUAUCGUGAACAUCAACAAUGAAGUGAAACAAGACUGGGAAACUCUAAGUACCGAAAUGGAUCAAAGAACAGCUGCAUUGAAGGAAAAGGAGGCAGAACUUGAAGAACUCGAGAAUCAAUGUUUGGAAUACGCAAAGAGAGCUGGAAAACUCAACAACUGGAUGUUGAGUGCAAUGGAAGAUAUGGAAGAUACUCAUAUUGUUCACUCAAUUGACGAGUGUAAUGAAUUAAUCGUAGAGCACGAAGCGUUUACAGCAAGCAUCGGAGACGCAGAAAAUGAAAAAAAUUCGAUCAUGGAAUACAGCGGAACAGCUGCGGAUCCCGAAACAGGAAAUCAUUACACUUCUGUGUCACCUAACGAAAUUGAGCAAAACUGGGGAAAACUCGUGGAACUGAGUGAGAAGCGUAAAUUAGACUUGGAGGAAGAAUUGAAAGUACAAACUGAACAUGAGAAAUUAAGAGUUCAUUUCGCUGAACUUGCAAAUGCUUCUGACAAAUGGAUGCAAGAACAAAACGAGAAAUGUAGGACAAUUUCUCUGAGUUCAUCUGGAUCUUUGGAAGAAACAUUAGAAACCCUACAGAAACAUCUUGAAAGUAUUGAAGAAAGAAAACCAGACAUUGAAGAAAUGGAAACAACUCACCAGGCGAUCAAUCUUGCUAGAAUAUACGACAACCCUCACACUGCACUGACGAUGGAACAUAUUCGCACAGAAUGGGAUCAUCUUCGUUCUACUUGCGGUAGAACCAUCAACGAAGUCGAAAACCAAAUUCUUCUACGAGAUGCUUUGUCACUCAGCGAAGAUCAAAUCAAAGAAUUCAGGGCGUCGUUUGAUCACUUCGAUAAAGAUAGAUCUGGCAAAUUGGAGAAGAGUGAAUUCAGAGGAUGUCUACUGUCACUUGGCCAUGAUGUUGAUAGUAAACAACCAAAGGGCGACGAAAAUUUCGACAAGAUAUGGAAGGAGGUCGAUCCAAAUGGCAUGGAAUAUGUAACAUUCGAGGCAUUCAUGGAUUUCAUGGCUAAAGACGUCAGAGUUGAGGAUACAGCAGCGCAAGUUACUGAUUCAUUCCGUGUCUUAGCCGGAGACAAGCCAUACAUUCUGCCUAACGAAAUACGUAGAGAAUUACCACCAGACCAAGCCGAAUACUGCAUUUCAAGGAUGUCGAAAUAUACUGGAGGCGACGCGCCUGACGAAGCUUUGGAUUACGAAAGCUUCUCAUCUGGCCUUUAUGGAGAGUCUGAUCUAUAAACUUGCGUCCUUCAAGAUGCAGGACAUGAUAACCAAUAGAAUCCUAAUGGAUUACUAGACUGGAUGUAUAUCAUUAAAUACAGCUUUCCCUGUAUUUCUAUUUUGACUCGAAAAAAUUGUUAAUGCACAGAUUGCCACGAGAUACGAUUAUUUCAGUUCACUGAUUUCAUUAUUUUUCAGUCAUGAUGUAGGCUUGCUACUAGACUAAAAUAUUUAACAUACAUUUCUUGAAUUAAUGUGAAGGAUUUUUCUUCGUGACACCUUGUACGAAAUGUGGUUGGUUAUUGCUUACACGGAAUACUCAUACUAAGCAUAGAUUUCUACCAGUUUCCAAAACAUAGCGACGUGAAAAAUACUUCAAACAAACAUGCCUCAAAUUUGGACUAAAACGGACUUCCAUAUUUCCGGAAUGAAUAUUCAAAUGCUACAUACUUGUAUUAUAUUCUAUGCAUGUUAUAUUUCAUCUGUGUAUGCAAGUUAAAGCACGGUUGUGUGUGGCCAGUGAGACUUUAUUUAUUUUCAUUUCAUUAACCCAGAAAAAUAACGGUCCCGGUUUACUUUGUAUUCGUUUGGUCCUGAGUGGAUAUAGGAUCAACGCCUAAUAAAUUUCAAUAUACACAAA
Molecule: messenger RNA, 3336 nt
Organism: Styela clava
Lineage: Eukaryota; Metazoa; Chordata; Ascidiacea; Stolidobranchia; Styelidae
Product: alpha-actinin-1-like
Molecular function (GO): calcium ion binding; protein binding
Source: RefSeq, a predicted model, not a curated record